AUGCCGCCUAAAAAUGAAAGUUGCAAUCACUGUAAAGAGGGGGGGAGUUUUUCAGCCUAUACCUUUGUUCAUUCACAGUGCUAUGAAAGGUCUACUGUUUAUCAGUGCACAGAGUCCAAUCAAACUUUCUGGACUGGUAUAUCCUUAGGAAAUAACGCGGGAUAUGUAUGCCCUGUCAAAGCAGGAAAACCCUUUUGUUGGACUCUGCAAACCCACUGGGGGAUGACAGAUGGUGGGGGUGUGCAAGACCACGCACGAAAGCAGGAAGUUCAGAGGGUUUUUGAACAAGUUGCCCAAACACAGGAUCGGUGGUUCAAGCCGAUACACAUCCCAGGCCCGGUGGGUUCCCUUAAAUUGGAAAAGACAGUACAGGCCAUGUUAGACUCAGCCCUACAAUUUUUAAACAAGACCAACCCAACCCUGGCCAGCGAUUGCUGGUUAUGUCUAAGAGAAGGACCCCCCCGUUACACAGCGAUCCCUGCUGUGUACAACUGGAUUAAUUGGACAAACCUAAAGGGCCCAACCCAUACGUGUAACCAGACCUUGCCCAUCAAUAAUGUCAAGCUCUCCCCAACAGUUGCUCAGAUGCCAUGCCUUAGUCACAAUGGGACCUUAAGAGUGGGUCAAGUAAAUAAGGUACUCUGCAGUUCAGUAGUCAGUGCAACUAAGGCGCCCAGUUUUAAUGGCUCUGCCUCUAUGUGCCCGCCGGCACUGGGCACUAUUUUCUUCUGUGGCACCACAGCCUACCCCGUACUCCCUGCUAACUGGUCGGGCUUGUGCAUUUUAACAUAUCUCAUGCCCGAUGUGGGAGUGGUCCCAGGCAACCAAAGCCUUCCCAUACAGCUCAUCCAGUCUGUGCCUGCCGGACAUAAGCGGGCCAUAAUUACCCCACUACUGCUCGGCCUGGGGGUGGCAGCCGAAGUGGGGACCGGAGUUGCUGGAAUUGGGACCUCUGUUAACCUUUACCAAAAAAUUUCAGCUCAGCUGGUGGGGGACAUUGGGCGGCUAGCAGAUACAACCUUAGAGUUACAGUCUCAGUUAGACUCUUUGGCCGCGGUGGUCCUGCAAAACCGCCGCGGGCUAGAUCUUCUCACAGCAAAGAAAGGAGGCAUCUGUCUCUACCUGCGGGAAGAAUGUUGCUUCUAUGCUAACAAGUCAGGAAUAGUUAGAAAUAAAAUUAAGCAAUUACAAGAGGAACUAAAACACCGGAGAAAAAAGCUAGAAGACAACAAUGCAUUUCUUUGGGAAGGCUUAGGAGAAUGGCUGCCCUAUCUCUUGCCUCUUCUGGGCCCAGUCGUUACCCUCUUCUUAAUUCUGUCUAUCGGGCCCUGUGUCAUUAAUCGACUCGUGGCCUUUAUUAAACAACGGGUAAACACGGUCCAGUUAAUGGUGCUGCGCUCCCAAUAUGCCCCCUUACGCCAAUAUAACUCUCCCCAACAACCCCUAAAACAGGACCCCUCCCAAUACAUAGGAGUGGAGCCCUGA
This is a messenger RNA of Talpa occidentalis (Iberian mole), 1485 nucleotides long. RefSeq names its product syncytin-1-like. Lineage: Eukaryota; Metazoa; Chordata; Mammalia; Eulipotyphla; Talpidae. The record is from RefSeq and is a predicted model, not a curated record. The transcript has a single exon. The coding region runs from base 1 to 1485 and encodes 494 amino acids.